Stylonychia lemnae is the source of this 1122-nucleotide messenger RNA. NCBI's taxonomy places the organism in Eukaryota, Ciliophora, Spirotrichea, Sporadotrichida, Oxytrichidae. The record is from the annotation of a GenBank genome assembly.
AUGGCCUUUCUCAUUAAUUCAAAGCAAUAAAGAGUGUUGAGAUAAACACUUCUUAAAUCCUAUUUGUCCUCAAGCUCAAAUGGCUAGAGAGAAUAAAUGGUACUUUACAGAAAUCUAGCUAGGGCCUUCUCCGGUCAAGUGAAAGAGCAAAAGAUAAUUGAUACAAACCAAGUGAGAAAGGUGAAAAAGGUAUUUAAAGAUGAAUUCAUGGAACUUACUAAAUUCAAGCUUUCAAUGCUCAACUCAAUGGCUUCUUACACAAUGUUUCUCUUUCAUGCUCCUUUGGCUGGCGUCGGAUUAAUUCCAAGUUUAACUUUCUUAUUUGCAACAUAAACAAUAGCAAUGUCAACAUAGUGCUUUGGUCAGGUGAAAGAAGCACAUCAAGAUUCUAUGAUGGUGAGGACUCACAAUAGACCAAUUCCAAAAGGCACUAUUAGUUCGAAGAGUGGUUGCAUGAUUGGAACUGGUCUAUCAGUCGCCUCUUUUCUUGCCUAUUCAUAAUUCGCUCCAUAUACAUGGAUUGUUUCAAACAGUAUUUGGUUUUCAUAUUUGUGCAUCUAUCUCCCAAUGAAGUAAACCUCCCCUUGGAAUACAUUCUGGGGAGCUAUUGUUGGAGCUUUACCACCUCUGAUUGGAUCAAUGGCACAGUUAGGAACACCAUUUUCAACUGAGGCUUUAUUACUCUCAGCAUAUAUCUUCUCUUGGUAAUUCCCUCAUUUUUAUGGUAUCCUCUACGAGAAUAAAGAUGAUUAUAAAAAGGCUGGCUUUAAAAUGAUAUCAAACGAGGAUCCCAAGGGAAAGUAAGCCUUCUAUCAAAUCUCAGCUUGCAGCAUAUUCAACACAAUAGUUCCUUUAGGAAUGUACAGUACUGGAAUGAUAAGUCCUGUAUUUCUAGCCCCAUUCUAUGUUUAUCAAGCCAAGUAUCUUAUAUCAGUCUGGGACUUUAAGGUAAAAGAGGCUAGUCCGUAGAGUGCUAAAAAAUUAAAGAAAGAAGCAUAUAUGCCCUUUAUUGUUCUAUUGCUAGGAUUUAUGGCAAGCACCGGAUAUAACAGAUAUAAAAAGAGAAGUGAAAAUGAAGUUCUUAAUACAACAAAACCAAUAAAUGAGAAUAGCCUAGCAUGA